Molecule: messenger RNA, 777 nt
Organism: Saprolegnia parasitica CBS 223.65
Lineage: Eukaryota; Oomycota; Saprolegniomycetes; Saprolegniales; Saprolegniaceae
Exons: 2
Coding region: 18-734 (238 amino acids)
Cellular component (GO): SAGA complex
Source: RefSeq, a predicted model, not a curated record
UCGCUGUCGGUGGCAGCAUGGCGGCGUCGGAGGAAGCCGUGCACGAGAUCAUUCGGACGCAGCUGCUCGACAACCCGAUGGACAGUCUCGCGCGGCAGCUGCGGCGCGUCUACGCCAAGCUCGAGAAGAAGGAGCGCGCCGGCGACGUCUCGGGCCGGCGACGGUACGCGGCCAAGCUGCGCGAGCUGCUCGCGAAGGGCGUCGCCGAGCUCGAGUUCCAGCACCGCCAGCUAGGCGCGGCCAUCAACAUUGUCGAGCUGGACCAAAAGGCCGGGCUCUUCGAGAGCGGGAAGGCGUCGUCGUCGCCCAAGGCCAAGGACGACGCCGAGGUGCCCACGAUGACCGACAUUGCCAUCGGCGCGCAGGUCGCAGCCCGCGUGGCGCGCAGCCACGAGCUAUGGAUCCUCGCGUCGGUCGUCCGGCAAGACGCCAAGACGCGGCUGUACGAAGUCGAGGACGAAGACUCGGGCGACGAAGAUACGGAAGGGAAGCGCCACCACCUCGUGCCCCGCGACUGGAUGAUCCCGCUCCCGCGCGAAGAAGAGGUCCACAACUGGAUCUCGUUCAAGUGGAACCAAAAGUCCUCGCCAUGUACCCGAGUACGACGAGCUUUUACCCAGCCGUCGUUGUCAUUCCCAACCCACCAGGCUCGCUGUACGUGGUCGUAUGCUUUGACGAUGACGCUGACGAAGUCGGCUACUGCCCCGAGCGCAAGGUGCCCUUUCGAUUCGUGACGCCGCUUCUCAAAAAGUGAUUUGUUUACUAACUUAGUCAAUG